Messenger RNA from Columba livia (rock pigeon), 3704 nucleotides. RefSeq names its product coiled-coil domain-containing protein 81-like. The transcript is spliced from 14 exons. The record is from RefSeq and is a predicted model, not a curated record. Gene Ontology annotation, cellular component: centrosome. Bases 512 to 2293 code for a protein of 593 amino acids. NCBI's taxonomy places the organism in Eukaryota, Metazoa, Chordata, Aves, Columbiformes, Columbidae.
CCUGGGGAAACCCCUCCCGCUCAGGAGACAGUGGGGUGGGGGCAGCUCCCUGCAGCCCCUGCCCACUGCAGAGCCCCUGGCAGGGCCUGGGGGGCAGGUGUGUGCAGCCCCUGUGUGACACGGUCUGGGGUCACAGUGGGACAGCCGCACGUCACAGUGGUGACAGCCCCCCUUUCCCUCUCGUGACCAGCAUCUGCCCCACUCACCCCGGUGAGGCCGAGUCGACUCCAGGCGCUGGGAGCUGCUCUCGCCACCGCUCUGCUCUGGAGUAGCUGCUCUGCAGUGAGGAGGAGAAGGCGGAGAGAGGGAGCACGACAGCACCAAGGAGGGUGAAGGUGGAGGAGGAGAAGGAGGAGGAGGAGAAGGAGGACAAGUAGGAGUAGGAGGAGAAGAAGAAGGAGAAGAAGAAGGAGAGCAGGGAGGAGGAAGAGGAGGCGUUUUGCGAGAAGCAGAAAAGCCAUCGUCCAGCCACUCUCUGCAGUUGUUGACCUGAAGCAGGAGUGGAACUAAGAUGGCAGGACGCCUCUUCUUGCAGCCUCACCUGGCUCCAACCAUCCAGAAGCUGGAGCGUUAUGAGUUCGCUAAGAUUUGGGCCAGCGCAUCGUCUCACCUCAGCCUGCAGCUGGCUCUCCACCAGGCUGUCCGCAUUCCCGGAAUCGGGACUUUUGCGGUUGUCACAAAGCGAGUAGCCCUCAGUGAGCAGGAUCUGGUGAUGGUGGAGAGACCCGUGUUUCAACUUGAACAGGCUGUUGCGCAGGACCAUGAGCUCCGCUGCGGCUGCAUAGACAUUCCUGGCCGUCAAGAUGUUGAGCAACUGCCGUUUGCUCAGAUAGCCUCAGAGAACGCUGUCUCUGAGGGCACCGUGCAGCUUUACAUGAAAAGGACCACGCACCUUUUCCAUGCCUGCCUAGAGAACAGGGAGAACGUUGCCAUCAUCUGGAGGGACGUGGGCAUGCUGAUUGUCCAGGGAAAAGACAUAAAAAUGAGAUUUUACUUAGACUUUCUGGAAAGGCUGAAUGGCAGUGGCAAGAUGCUGCAAGCUCUUCUCGAGAUGCCGGAGAUGAGGGACUCGGUCAUCUCGCGCCAUGACACCGCUGCUUCCCAGACCUCUUCUGGACGGGUUAUGGUCCUGCCGUGGUACCAACUUGAGACCGUGCCUAAAAUGCCAGUGCUGAUAGACCUGCCGGGACGUGUGCCGAGAAGAGGUGAUGGCAGUGGAAAGAAAGAGGAUGUUGCCGAGAAGCGCCUCCUUCGUCGAGCAAGGCUUUCUCCAAAUCGGUUACCUGCACUGCCUGUGAAGCCGGAGCAGGGUCAGAAAGCUGAGGGGAGUGAGCCUCGCGCCAGGCAGCUACCAGCUGUCCAGAGGAGCUGCUUGAAGGAAAAGGAGGAGAAAGGAAAGCUGCCGCCUCUGGUCGGACCCGGAACAGUGGACUUCAUUGCCAGAGCCAUGGAGAGGAGAGAAAAGAGAGAAAAGAAGAAACGGGAGAAGAAGAAGAAGAAGAAAGAGGAGCAGCUUCCACCAUAUAUCCGGAAAUUCCUGGAAGAAGAGGAAAAGAAGAAAAAAGAGGCGGCGGCAGCGGAAAAAAGGAAACAGCACUCAGCCGGAGCAAUGAAAGCAAAGGCCGAGGCAGAAAAGGAGACACCCAGUGUGACAGGAAAGGGAGAACAACCAAAGGAGAUGCAGAGGAUCCAGGAAUCCAGCUCCUCCGAGUGCUCCUCAGACAGCUCCCCGAGCAGCGUGGAGUCAGACGAGUCCAGCUGUGACCAGCUGGAGAUCAGGACGAUUAUGGAGAACUGGGAAGAUGCCGGAGAAGAGCCCCCCACAGUCCCUGAGGACAACAGCGUCCCCCCUAAGCGGAGCCUUUCCCCACGGACAGACCGGGCCCUGCGGGAGGUGGUGACCUGCAUCCUGGGGCAGGUGGCCCGCAAGAGAAGAGGGGAGAGGGAUGAGCAGCUGGAUCUGCAGGACAAGCUCCAGUGCGAGCUGGCAGUGCUGCGGUGGGAACGGUCGGGGAAAGAGGCAGGCAGCAGCCAACGCCUGCGGGAAGCUGCACCCCAGGCUGCACCCCCUGCCAGGCCAGGGGAGAGGAGGGCAGGACCGGCGCAGCCCCGCGAGUGCACGGAGGAGGGAAGACGCAAGCUCUGGGACUCCUUGCGCAGCAAGAUAGAGCAGAAGCGCAGCAGCGGCACCGCCAAAGGCCUGGAGAAAAGAGCCAGAGCUACGGGAGGCCCAGCUCUGGAGAGCACAUCUGCUCCACGUCGGCCGGUGCCAGGAGACCGUCUCGGGCGCUGAGGCUCCCGAGAGAGGCGUCCAGCAAGAGCCUCCUGCGGCGUGACGAGCGCCAGCGCCGGCCAGCCAGGCUGCUAACACCAGCUCUUGCCCCUGAUCAGUAAAGCCCCACCUGCAAACCGCUGGGUCUGACACUGUGGGUGUUUCCUUGGUGGCUGUGGAAGCUGCGCUGGGCAGUGGGUGAGCGCUGGUGGGGCAGGGAAAGGCCUGCAGGGAAGAGGGCUGGAGCUUCAGCCCUGCUCCAAGGGCAGCCCUCCCCAAGGCUCUGCUGGACCGGCUCGGCUGCGGCCCCGCUCUUGGUGCCCCUGCACCCCGUGUCCCUGGCACUGAGCCUGCCGCAGCUGCACAUCCUGACAGGAGCGGGGAGGAGGAGGAGGAGGAGGAGGACGAGGCUGGGCAGCCAGGGGAGCCGAGCUGCAGGGGAACAUGCGGGGGCUCGUCCAGCCAGGGCACUGCGGGGCGCCCAGGCCAGCGCUGUCAGGGGCACCCAGAGCUGUGCAGGAACCACCGUGUGCCACGGGGACAGUGACAGCCCAGGCAGGAGCCGUGCCUGGGGACAGGAGAGCCAUGGGGGGCAGUUGGGUAGCCGCACUCUGCCAAAGCUCGGCUGGGGCUCCGAGCCUUCUGUUGGACAGCCCCUGGUAGGAAAGGCAGGCUGGGGCUGAGGUGGGAUGGCCAGGCAGGCUUCAGCCGGGAGGUGAAGGAUGGGGUUCCGCUGCUCCACGCGCGGGGCUGAUCUCAAGUCUUGCUCAGUCGCUCUCUUCCAGCUCACUGCUGGUUUUCUGCAUUAACGAUUCAGCCUGUCCCUUGGUAUAAGGAUAUUAGGAUCCCACCCUGGAUCGGCCGAGGGACAAUUUUGGCGAGCGUGGCCUCAGCCCCGGGUCCUGGCCCCAGCACACAAAGGGGCUGAGGCCGCAUGGCCUGCUGAGGUGUGUCCUGGCCCUGAGCAGGCACCACUGCUCAACACUUGGCAACACCGGCCUCCUGCUGGAUGGGGCUUCGUUUCCCUCUUCGCCCUCAGCGGUUCUGCACGUGAGAAGCUGGAGGAUGUGACUGAAAUACAUCUUUGAUGGGAAACCGGGGGUUAUGGAUUGCAUAACUAAAGUAAAUUUGCUAAUCACACCAAGGGCCUUGUCACCCCUUCCCACCCCCCCAGGGUCCUCAGUGCCCCCUCCCGCUGAAAUGGAGAAAUAACAGCAGAGUCAAUGAUCCUGUGAAGCGGCAUUCUUUAUUUUACCAGCGCACUACGGUCACAGCCGUGUCCCUGGGCUGGCGGACAGGGCCCCUGGCCAGUGAAAGCCCUCAGGUGAGAGAAGCUUCUAGUCCGUCCCCACAACUGACCAGAGCUCAGAAGGAGAAGAGACGGAGGAGGAGAAGGUGAAGGAGGAAGAGGAGGAGAGCAGAGAGGAGGAAG